Molecule: messenger RNA, 717 nt
Organism: Phytomonas sp. EM1
Lineage: Eukaryota; Euglenozoa; Kinetoplastea; Trypanosomatida; Trypanosomatidae
Source: the annotation of a GenBank genome assembly
AUGUCAGAUAACACUACAAGUGGUAGUGGUGCGCUGGUAGUCUGGAGCAGCGCGGGACGACGGCUACAGUUUUCCAGGCAAGACUUGUCUAUGCCAGAGCACAUUCAUAAACUUCCCAAGUGUGAUUUCUUCAAGAAACAGUGGGAUAAAGUUGCUGACUUUUGGUUUAAUCGCGUUCUGAAGGAGACGGCUUUACAGCGAAUGCAGGUCAGUGAUAUUGUGGCAUCCAUAGAAAAGGACAUCGAGCGUCGUUGGCAACACCGAAAAGCCGAAAAAGCCCUAUACAAGAAAAAAAAACGUCUGCUUGUUAGGGAUGGGCCUGCUGGAAGGCCAUCCACAAAGAUUCUGAUUACCAAUAUUUGUAGUUUGACAUCAUUUUUAUCAUCUUCUGAGAUGGAUAAGCAUGAGCUGGUUAAGAAUAUUUUAAAGCAGGUAGAGACAGUGUGUAAAGGCAUUGUACACGAUGUGCAAAUUUUGAUUGAUGACAAUUCUUCUUCAAAACUAGACGAAACCGCUAUGAAAAGGAUGGCUGUAGAAGGGGAGGGGAAGCGUGAAGCAGUGGAGAAGGAAUUUGAUGACCACGUUGCGAUUGUGUGCACCCUGGAGUCUAAGGAGAAAGCGGCACUUGCGAUUGCAAAUCUGCACGGGGCUAGAUUUGAUGGGCGCACCGUUGUUUGUUGUUUUCACGAACCUUCAGAUACAAGGGAGGGGUUAUGA